Molecule: messenger RNA, 1317 nt
Organism: Patiria miniata (bat star)
Lineage: Eukaryota; Metazoa; Echinodermata; Asteroidea; Valvatida; Asterinidae
Product: tyrosine-protein kinase SRK2-like
Exons: 10
Coding region: 1-1317 (438 amino acids)
Biological process (GO): cell surface receptor protein tyrosine kinase signaling pathway; innate immune response; protein phosphorylation
Cellular component (GO): extrinsic component of cytoplasmic side of plasma membrane
Molecular function (GO): ATP binding; non-membrane spanning protein tyrosine kinase activity; signaling receptor binding
Source: RefSeq, a predicted model, not a curated record
AUGACGCAAACAAUGCAAAAGAGGACGGGCACGUGCACGUGCAUUAUAGGGCGAUACCAUUGUCCAAGAUUCUCCCCAAUUCUAACCAGGUGGUACUUUGGCCAUAUAAGUCGCAUUGAAGCUGAGAAGAAACUGCUACAGCUUGGUGUCCAGCAAGGAAUGUUCAUUGUCAGGGAUAGUGAGAGCAACCCAGGUGCUUUCUCAAUAUCGAUUCUUGACUACGACUCCGAUAGAGGCAACAAAGUGAACCACUACAGGAUCCAAAAGCGUGGCGAUGAUGAGACUGGAUCAUAUGACAUAGACGGAGGCGCCUCGUUUCCUGCAAUCGCUGAGCUUAUCAAGCAUCACCAACGUAAAGCUGACGGACUGUGCACCAAACUAACCUACCCCUGCCCUACAGAGACUCCGAAGACUGUGGACUUGGGCGACGAUGAUUGGGAAAUCCCCAAGGAGUGCUUAACGCUGGAAAAAAAAAUUGCAGUCGGUCUGUAUGCAGACGUUUGGAAAGGUGUUUUGGAAGGAAAGACCCCAGUGGCCAUUAAGACCCCCAAGAUGGGGACUAGUCUAUCCGCCUUACUGGCAGAAGCUAACAACAUGAAGAAGCUGCACCAUCCAAACCUCUGUCAACUGUGUGGUAUUUGUUCACUUAAGGAACCAAUCUACAUUGUUAUGGAGUGGAUGUGCAACGGCAGUCUGUUGAAUUACCUUAAAAAUGGCGAAGGACGAAACCUGAAGUUGCCAAAACUUGUUGACAUUGGAGCUCGGAUCGCAUCUGCCAUGGCCUACAUGGAGUCCAUGAACUACAUGCAUCGUCGAUUGGCUGCCAGAAAUGUACUUGUUGGAGACGCCAACAUCGUCAAGGUGGCUUGUUUUGCGGAGACAAGGAUAAAUGAUUCGGGAUUAACAGAAAGAAGCAUUCCGGUCAUAGUCAGAUGGACAGCCCCCGAGGUUCUCAUGCAAAACCCUCAUAGCAUCAAAUCCGAUGUCUGGGCAUUUGGUAUUUUGCUGACAGAGUUGGUCACACAUGGACAGUGUCCUUAUUUAGUACCCGCUGCUACAUGUACAUCAGAUUCAAACCAACCAACCGAUCCUGCAAGUUCGGCGGUCGAGUGUAUGAAUAACGAGGAGGUAAUUAAGCGUCAGGUUUUGCAAGGCUAUCGCAUGCCCAAGAUGGCCAAUUGCCCAGACGCCCUGUACGAACUCAUGCUCAAGUGUUGGGACAAGGAUCCCGCUGCUAGACCCACAUUGGAGUUCCUGCAUUCCUACUUGAAAGACUACGUCUUCGCAGAAGAACCUGAACUCGAGAAAGUAGAAUAA